AUGAUCACGGCAUUGAAGACCUUGACCAUCCUUGCUCUCGCCACGUCGGCCUCUGCUGGUGGUGUUGUGAGCGUCAUUGGCGACGCCGAAUCCAUCUGUGGCACGGAUCAAGCCCAACCCGCAAUUGCGUACAAGAACUCCGAUGCCGCCAAGUACAAAGUGGGCCUUGCCACUGCCCGCCUCGGCCUUCGUGGCGGCUAUUGUACUGGCUGGCUGUGGGGUUCGGAAGGUCAUCUUAUGACGAAUAACCACUGCAUUCGAGACGCUUCUACUGCUUCCACGGCAGUCGCUGAGUUCGACGCCGAAUGCGCCACGGUCGACGACCCCAACAACAAAAAGCAACUCGGGUGCAAGGGCGUUUUCGUCUCCAACAGCUCGACGUUCAUCAUCACUGACGUAACUCUUGACUUCACUUUGGUCAAGUUGAACGUCAACCCUGGCAUGAGCCUCACCCAGUACGGGUACUUGCAAGCCCGUGACUCCGACGUGCAGCUCGACGACGCUAUCUACAUCGCUGGCCACCCCAACACGUACCCUCGCCACAUUUCCCAUUUGAACGACGACGGCAAAUUUGCCCGUAUCACCAACACCUCCGUCAAAGGCUGCAGCGCCGACAAUUUGGCAUACAACGUGGACACGCAAGGAGGUAAUUCCGGCUCGCCAAUUCUUGGCCAGCGUGACAACAGGGUCGUUGCCUUGCACAACUGCGGCUCGUGUUCUCAGUUCGGUUUGGGCGCCAACACGGGUAACAAGAUCACCAAGAUCAUCGCCUUCUUGCGUGCCAAGAACUUGCUGCCCAAGGACGCCGUGGCCGGUGGCAACUGCAAAGCUUCGACUGAUUAG
Aphanomyces invadans is the source of this 843-nucleotide messenger RNA. RefSeq lists its product as hypothetical. The transcript has a single exon. NCBI's taxonomy places the organism in Eukaryota, Oomycota, Saprolegniomycetes, Saprolegniales, Verrucalvaceae. The coding region runs from base 1 to 843 and encodes 280 amino acids. The record is from RefSeq and is a predicted model, not a curated record.